Messenger RNA from Hypoxylon fragiforme, 1565 nucleotides. RefSeq lists its product as uncharacterized. NCBI's taxonomy places the organism in Eukaryota, Fungi, Ascomycota, Sordariomycetes, Xylariales, Hypoxylaceae. The transcript is spliced from 3 exons. The coding region runs from base 363 to 1499 and encodes 378 amino acids. Gene Ontology annotation, cellular component: membrane. The record is from RefSeq and is a predicted model, not a curated record.
GCAUGCCGAGCUAGCACACACACACAGGCCCUUAAUCUUAGAGAUUCAGCCGCAACGUUUGGGCACAAGCCGUUGGGGUAUGACACUACGUGGAAGGGCAUUGGUUGAGCCUCCGAAAAAAUGAGGCCUAGGUGUAGGUAGAUCAUAGAUGCGAUGCAAUGCGCUCCCCCUGUUAUCCUCUUACCCCGGCUUGAGUGAAGCCACUAUUUACAUACACGCCUACUGACUAGGCUCGGUAGGUAUUCAGCUAACGGCGUCUUAAUGCGGGCGUUUUUUCUUUCUUUCUAGGAAGAUAGAUUAGGUAGAUUCGUGAUAGGUUGAAUAGAGAUUUCGGUCAACAUACAUACAUACCUACCUAGCAUAUGAGUAAGGGGAAGCCCCCAUCCCCGCUCCUUUCUUUCAGUUUUCACUUUUCUUGUCUCGCCUUGUGUUGUCCUGUCUCCAUCUUUCCUCUCUUCGUCUUCUCUCGACAGAAUCGUGAGCGUGUAAGUCUUGGAGAAACAACAGCAGCAGCAACAGUAACGUUUGGUUUCUCUAGUUCGCGUGCGUGCGUGCGUGCGUGCGAAGUUGAAAAGAUGGAGCAGCCAGUGGCCUCCAAGUACUCGAGCCAGCGGGCUCCCGGGAAGGAGCACAUCCCCCUUUUCCCUAAAGGCUUCGUCGCCAUCCGUAUAAUCCAACUGGUGGUUGCCAUCAUCUGCCUAGGCUUGAGUGCGUUCGGCAUCGCUUUUCUGGUCUUUGCUGGCGAUUGCCUGACGCUGUUUACCUCCAUCGCGACCCUCCUGACCAGCAUCUACAUCCUCGUCGCGCACUUCGGCCCGCCAAAGGCAUACAACUACUGGGCGAUCCUCGGCCUCGACAUCUUCCUCGUGCUCUUCUGGCUCAUCUCCUUCGCCAUCCUCGCGGCCCAGGUCGCGUCCGCCUUCGCCGCGUACAGCGAGUACAGCGACUACUACGACGACUACUACGACCUGAGCGCGUACGACGCCGCGAUCACGACGUACGGCGCGUGCUUGGCGGCCGCCGCGGGGCUGGGCGGGCUGGAGUUCCUCCUCUACAUAAUCUCCCUAACAAUCCACGGCAUAAUGCUGCACCGGCACCGCAAGUCCGGCCUCAAAGCCAUGCCCCUCGCCACUACUCACCACCCUACCACCGCCCCCGCCGCCCCCGGCGAACUACAAGGCGACGGCGGCGCCAAGUUCCAAAUGGUGCAGCAGCCGCAACACCAGCAGCCGCAGCCGCAGCCGCAGCCAGCCGCCGGGGCGUGGAACACGGCGCACCCUCCUGCGCCUGCUGGAUCGCAAGUUGCUGGCAGUGGUGGGAAUGGGGGCGGGGGGUUCUACCCGCCGCACUCGCCGAGCCCGAUCUCGCCGCAGCCGACGGGGGGCGCUUACGCGCAGCCGCAGCCGCAGCAGUACCCGCAACAGCAGGGAGCGGCGAACCCCGGCCACCAGCCGAUCUACGAGGCGCCGGGGCAUGCGCAGCAGUAUCCUUCCGCGUAGUCGCCUACCUAACCUAGGUUCCUGUGUUAAUUAGCCUAGCCUGAGAGAAGAGAGAAGAGAGAAGAG